Molecule: messenger RNA, 516 nt
Organism: Henningerozyma blattae CBS 6284
Lineage: Eukaryota; Fungi; Ascomycota; Saccharomycetes; Saccharomycetales; Saccharomycetaceae
Gene: ARC19
Product: Arc19p
Exons: 1
Coding region: 1-516 (171 amino acids)
Biological process (GO): Arp2/3 complex-mediated actin nucleation; actin filament polymerization
Cellular component (GO): Arp2/3 protein complex; actin cytoskeleton
Molecular function (GO): actin filament binding
Source: RefSeq, a predicted model, not a curated record
AUGUCUCAAUCAUUACGUCCUUAUUUAACUGCUGUGCGUUAUUCUUUGGAAGCAGCUUUAACUUUAAGUAAUUUUUCAUCUCAAGAAGUUGAAAGACACAAUAGACCAGAGGUGGAAGUUCCAAAUACAAGUGCAGAAUUAUUAUUACAACCAAUGCAAAUUGCCAGAAAUGAAAAUGACCAAGUUUUGAUCGAGCCAAGUGUUAAUUCAGUUCGUGUAAGCAUCAAAGUUAAACAAGCGGAUGAAAUUGAACAAAUCCUGGUUCAUAAAUUUACUAGAUUUUUGGAACAAAGAGCGGAGGCAUUUUACAUUUUAAGACGUGUACCAAUUAAAGGUUAUAGCAUUUCAUUUUUAAUUACAAAUUACCAUACUGAAACCAUGAAGACAAAUAAGUUAGUAGACUUUAUAAUCGAAUUCAUGGAAGAAGUAGACAAAGAAAUCAGUGAGAUGAAGCUGUUCUUAAACGCAAGAGCAAGGUUUGUUGCUGAAGCUUAUUUAGGGGAAUUUGUUUAUUAA